Molecule: messenger RNA, 8742 nt
Organism: Dimorphilus gyrociliatus
Lineage: Eukaryota; Metazoa; Annelida; Polychaeta; Dinophilidae
Source: the annotation of a GenBank genome assembly
UGCGCAUGCGCGACUUUUUAGGGUAUUUCCUUGACUCUAAAAGUAGUAGAGCUCGCCAUCUUAGGGAAGUUAGGGUGGAUUUUUGUAUCCAUUCGACCACCGACAUGGCGACCUUAUCGCUAAAAGUUUACAUUCUUGGGGCAGAAAACAAAGUUAUAGCAGAUACAACUCUAAAAUUCGAUCCAUCGACCGAAGUUAUUGAUGCCUGUAUGACUGUAAACAGACAAGUGCCCCAGAAUGUACAAAUCAAUGCCCAGGAUUAUGGUCUGUUUUUACCGGACGAUGACGAAAAGAAAGGAAUAUGGUUAGAUCCUUCACGUAAUUUGGACUAUUAUAUGUUGCGAAAUGGGGAUGAUAUUCACUAUCGCUGUAAAAUACGCCUAUUAAGAGUUCGAAUGUUGGAUGGAAGUGUAAAAUGUUUAAAAGUGAACGAUACAUUAACUGUACAAAAUCUAAUGGUCCCGAUAUGCACCAAAAUUGGAAUUGCAAACCACGAUGAAUAUUCUCUUGUUCGUGAAUUAAAAGACGAGGAACUAGAUAAAUUCAUGAGUCUACGAAAAGGACAGAGUAUAGCAAGGGAUCAGGAAAAGCUGGAUAAGAUGAAGAAAAAGUUACAAACAGAAGACGAAGUUCCUUGGCUGGAAUCCGAUCAAACACUCAGAGAACAGGGCGUUGGCGAUAACGAAACACUUUUACUUAAGCGUAAACUAUUCUUCUCGGAUCGUAACAUUGACGUUCGCGAUCCCAUACAGCUGAAUUUAUUAUACGUUCAGACAAGAGAUUCUAUUAUCAAGAGCGCACAUCCUGUUACCGCAGAACAGGCUCUUCGCUUCGGUGGUCUACAAUGCCAGAUCCAAUUCGGAGAUAGUAUAGCUGAAAAGCCUUCCCGUUCUGGGAGUUCACUAAAGGACUUUCUUCCUAAAGAAUAUGUGAAAGCAAAAAAUGCAGAUAAGAAGGUAUUCGCUGAGCAUAAGAAGGCCCGAGGUCUAACUGAGUUAGAAGCGAAAUGUAAAUAUGUUCAAGAGGCACGUUCUUUGAAGACCUACGGUGUAACCUUCUUCUUAGUUAAAGAGAAACAGAAAGGAAAAAAUAAGCUAAGACCCAUUCUUAUCGGUGUUACCAGAGAUGCCGUAUUAAGAAUGGACGGAAAAACUAAGGAAAUGAUAGAAUCUUGGCCUUUGGAACAUGUCAAAAAUUACGCAAGAACUCCUCACGGAUUUAUGCUAGACUUUGGUGACUAUGCUGACCCCUAUAUUGUUCAAACUCAAGAAGGUGAAAAGAUAGCUAAUCUGAUAAAUGGCUAUAUAAACAUAAUAAUACGUAAGAAGAAAGACGGUGAUUACGCAGGAGAUGAUAGCGAUGUAUCAGUCGUAAUUGCCGAAGAUGAAGUUGCACCGUCAUCAGCUACGAUCAUACAACAGAAUUCAACACAACAGCAUACUGACUUAUCAUCUGUUGCCAAACCUGUCGUUAUUGGUUCAGCCCAACAAUUACAAAGUGCCCAACAUGGUCAAUUGGCGGGAGCUCAACAUCAAACAGAACAUCGACGAGUUCAUAUAUCAAAUUUCGGUGUUGCCGACGGUGAAUAUGAUGACGAAAAUGUUGUCACAACGGCAGCUCAAAGAGCCUUACUGGGCACUAUUAAUCUAGGAUUAAGAGCGGUACAGGAUGCCCGCCAGCAACUCGGACAGCGAGCCGAGAUACCACAAAUUGGAAAUGAUAAAGCAUCUUUGGCCUGGAAGAGAGAAGAAUUGGAAAUGUCUAAGCAAAAGAUACAUGCAAGUAUGAGCGCCAUAUCAGCAGCAACAGCUAGGAUAUUGCGCGCUUAUAGUGAAAGACCAAGAGAUGAUUCUAAAUUGGGCGAGGCUAUUAAUACCAUAUUGUCGAAUGUAAGAAUGAUGAGUAGUGGGGCACAAUCGAUAGCUGCCUUGAAUGAUAAUCAAGAGAAAGGUGAUAAAUUAUUAUCCGCCGCUCAAAAUCUAGCUGACGCUUUUACGGAUUUGCUAAAGAUAGCCCAGCCCGGAACGGAUGAGCCACGUCAGAAUGUUGUGGAAGCCACAUCACGUAUUGGUGAAUCGACAACUGAUGUUUUGAAAUAUUCGGAGGUACAUCAUUUGGAGGCCUAUGAGGAUACGUUAAUGAAUAUUGCUAAGGCGGUAGCCAACGCCACUUCGAAUCUUGUUUUACGGGCUAAGGAGGUAUCUAAUUCUACCAAGGAUCAGAACUCCCGUGAUACUAUCGUUAAGAAUGCAACACAAUGCGCUUUAGCUGCUUCCGACUUGGUAGCUUGUACUAAAGUUCUCGCUCCAACUAUGCACUCUCCUCAAUGCGCCAAGCAGUUAGAAAUAUCAACAAGUCGAGUUGGAGAUCACGUGAUAACUUUAACAGACUGUUCGAAAAGAUGUAACGAUGUCGACGAGCACAAGCUAGCAGAGUUGAAUGAGGCUGGUGUGGACGUUAUCAGAACUUUGCACGAUUUAAUGAAUCACAUUCAAGGAGCUAGUGCAGAUGGUGGUGAAGAUGAAACAGAUACCGUUGAAACGAUUCUCAACGCGUCUGAAAAAUUACAUGAGAGUGUUGGUAGGAAUCAAAAUGAGACUUUAAGACAAGCUCAAUUAUUGGCCAAGGCUACGUCACAGCUAGUAACAGCUCUAAAAACGGACGCUGAGGCGGAUAACAACGGUGAUGAACAGCGCAAGUUAUUAGGAGCGGCUAAGCAGUUAGCCGAUGCAACUGCCAGAAUGGUGGAGGCUGCCAAGGGCUGCGCUUUAAAUCCAGAGAAUAAUGAACACCAACGUAAAUUGAGGACAGCCGCAGAGGAUGUUAGAACAGCUACAACAGUGGCAAAUAUAGGUGUUUCAAAAAGAUCAUUGAGAAGAUUGGAGAUUGCUGCUCGUAAUGCUGCUGAUUCAUUGGCUCAAUUAUGCAAUGCUGCUCGGGUCUCUAGCCGCAGUCAAAGUAAUGCUUCCGUCCAUCAGGCUUUGGCCCGACAAUGUUCGAUCGUUAGUAAAAGUUCCAUUCCGGACGUUGUGAAAGCUCUUCAACAGACAGCUCUCUCGCCAUCGAAUGAUUAUCCCUUGAUUAAUUCUUCCAGAUUGCUCCUUGAAGAGGGUAAUAAUCUGGUUGAUUGUGCUAAUUCAUCGGUACCUACUAUUACAAAUGAAAGCUCAGCGCUUAGUCUAACAGGAGCUGCUUCCGCUUUAUCGCAAGCAUUAGCCGAGUUACAAGCUGCUCUUACAGCUCAUACAGGACUCCCUCGUCUUGUGUCAGAUGAAAUUCAAGCGGCAUUAAAUACCCUCUAUUCUUUAAGAUCGGAUUUACAGGGUACUAAGAUUGCGGCAUCUCAAAGUGCUCUUCGGCCUUUACCAAGAGAGAACGAUGAGGAAGCCAACGAACUUUUAGCUGACGCCUCCAAGGCCGUUGCCAGUUCCAUAGCUCAGUUAUUAUCAGCGGCUUCGCAAAAUAACGAGAGUCACGUCGGCUCAUCUGCUCGUGAUUCCGUUGCUGAAUUGAGUAGAUUCUGUCGGGCAGCAAGAGAAGUUGCAGCAACUGCACCUGAUAGACAAACUUGUGAUGAAAUGCUUGAUAAAGCGUUAAUUAUACUACAAGAAACGUGUCAAUUACUUGAGGAAGCAAAGAAUGGUUCCAAGAUCGAUCGAUUAAAAUUAGCAGCUGGUAAUGUACACCAUGCUCUUGAAGAUUGUGUAAAUUCCUUACCUGGUUUAAGAGAUGUGCAAACGGCCCUUGAGCAAGUAUGUGUUAUUGAAAAGCGGCUAACUGGUAGAAAGGUUACUAGGAGUAAAGUCCAAACAGCCGAAUUACAAAAACAACUAGAUUCUUCAGCAAACACCCUUAAUAAGGCUGCGUCAGACGUAGUCUCUUCAGCUAGAUAUGCUCCAACCAAGGAUUUACCCAAUUCAGCCAAGAGAUUUAGCGCUGCUUAUGAGGGUCUAGCAAAUGCAGGAAUAAUGGUUGCGGGUACAGUUGAUGAUGCAGAACACCAAAGAGAUAUAAUCGCUGGCAUUAGAGGAGUAGGAAACACUUCAUCAAGACUACUUCAAGCCGGUCGAUCAGUUAUGACAAGACCAAACGCACCUAAUAUAAAGAAUCAACUAAUGCAGGCGGCCAGAGCUGUUACAGAAUCCGUUAGUGGUUUAAUAACCACCGUUAGACAAUCAGCCGCCCACCCAGGUCAGCAGGAAUGCGAUGCUGCUCUUAGUCGUUUAAAUAUGGCUAGGAAUUUAUUAGACUCUCCAAGUGAACCACUCAAAGAUACAACUUAUUUUGAGUGCCUAGAUCACAUAAUGAGAGAAUAUGCAUCAGCUCUUUGUAGUUAUAUGUCGUCUGUACCAAAAACGGCUAAUGGUAGGGAAGCAGAAAACUUUUGCGCAGCUAUUCGAGGUGUCGCUGGAACGAUUUGUAGCAUUACUGAACUGGCUGCCCACUCAGCUUACAUAUUAGCUGUCUCCGAUCCGUCAUCGACCCCCGGCAAACGGGGUAUUAUUGAUCAAGCCCAUUUAUCCAGAUCGGCGUAUUCGAUCCAACAGGCCUGUGAACUCCUUUGCAGUCCGGCACGUGUUACACAGCAGCAGAUAUUAACAGCGGCUACCGAUGUUGCGAAACAUACGUCUACAGUUUGUACCUUGUGUAGAGAGGCGUCUGAAAGGACUUCUGAUCCAGUUGCGAAGAGACAUUUUGUGCAAUCGGCGAAAGAUGUCGCUAAUGCUACUGCAAGUUUGGUAAAAGCUAUUAAGAAAUUAGACGCAAAAGCAACUAAAGAAAAUCGUGAUCUAUGUGCGAAUGCAGCGGAACCUUUGAUCAGAUCUGUUAGUCAAUUAAUGACCUAUGCCGAUUCUCCACUAUUUACUUCACGAAGUGCUAAAAUUUCCAAAAAUGCUGAAACCGUCCAAAAACCUAUUAUAACAGCAGCGUCAUCUCUUUUGGACGAAGCUUGUUAUUUGGUUGUUGCCGCAAAAGAAUUAGCAGUGACCGAGUUGAAAUCAGAGAUGUUUCAACCCUAUUCCAAUCAGAGUAGUAAAGUCUCAAACUCUCUCAAGGAUCUUAUGACAUCAAUGAAAGAUAGUGCUCCAGGUCAAGUAGAAAGUGCCAUGGCAAUUGAUGCAAUUUGUGGAGCUUUACGACAACUCGACGCCUAUUCGGUAUCGAACGCUGAAAGACCACGACUAGGCAGUCGUUCAAAGAAUGACGAAUUAAUGCUAAGGACCACAAAAGUGCUAUCUGAUAAAGUCAGAUCUACUGCGAUAGCCGGUCACAAUCACCCUGAGCAAAUAGGUCAUGAAUUAGCAGCGGUUGCAGACCUUGUUAGGUCAUUGGUCCAAGCUUGUACGACCGUAUCUGCCAAAUCUUCAAAAGAAUAUUAUCAAUUGAUGGAGGAGACAAAAACUGUAGUCGAGAGUACUUUACAAUUGGCCCAAACAGUUAAAGAGUGUGGCGGUAACGCUAAUGCGCCUCUUGAGUUCCACGAAGCGAUCGAUGAUUCGGCAAAGAACUUAAAUGAGUCCAUAACAGAUCUGAUGGACACACUGCAAAAUACAGCCUCUUCUUACGGUCACGUUUCAUCCUUGAUAGAGCAGAUAGCUAAAGCUAUAUCCAGAACGGAAGAGCCUUUAGCAGUUGGUGAAAAUAUCAGCUUUGCACAAUUUCAAACAUCAAUGGUUCACCUCGUACAAGCUAUUGUUCGAAGUGCACAUGAUAUGAAUGCAAAGACAGUAAAUGGAAAUGUUCAGGAUUUAGGAGGUUUGGUCCAUUCAAUAACUCGAGAUUUUACUGCUUUAGCCCAAGAAUCUCGAGGAGCAGUAGCCACUAGCUCUAGUCAACAAAACGCCAUUUCCCUAAGAUCAGCAAUACAACAGUUAGGAACUGCUUGUAUUGAUCUUGUGCAGGCUGGCGGCAACGUGACGGCGCAUACCAGUGACCAACUAGCCAAAAACGAGCUCUCCAAGCACGUUAGGGUCGUUGCUGAACGAGUUGGCAGGGUUCUAAGGGAAUUGAGGGUAGGUGCCAGGGGAACUGAAGCUUGUAUACAUGCAGCUAGUACAGUUUCGGGCCUAAUCGCCGAUUUGGACACUACCAUUAUGUUUGCAACAGCCGGCACUUUAGCUCCAGACAAGGGUGGUGAAACUUUCAAAACUGAAAGAGAUGCCAUACUUCGUACAGCGAGAAUGCUCGUUGAUGACACCAAAUUAUUGGUAGGAAGCGUUGGAGGCGAACAGCAACAACUUGCUGAUGCCGCAAGAGCAGCAGUUACAACAAUUUCAAAAUUAGCGGAUUGCGUAAAAAGGGGAGCAGCAGCGCUUGGUGCCGACCAACCGGAAGCACAAGCUCUUCUCUUACAUGCCAUAAAGGAUGUAGCGACUGCCUUAUCAGAGUUGGUAUCAGCGACUAAACAAGCAGUGGGACGAAAUGAAAACACACAAAGUGUUGGAUAUCUUAAAGACUCUGCCAAGCAAAUGAUUGAAAAUAUAACCCAACUUUUAAAGACUGUAAAAACUGUAGAAAAUAAAGCAGCCAGAGGAACUAGAGCUUUGGAGGCAACUCAAGCAGCAAUUGAAACUGAAUUACGUAAUUUCGCUUCAGCUCAGCACGUUGAGCAAAGAAUUUCGCCAGACCAACUCAUAAGGUUAACACGCCCUAUUACAUCAGCGACAGCGAAAGCCGUAGCCGCAGGCAAUUCCGGUUUACAAUCCGACGUUAUCGAAGCAGCGAACGCAGGGAGAAAAGCAAUUAUAGACGUCCUAAAAGGAGCUAAGGGCGCGGCCAAUUCUGCCUCCGAUAGCGAAUCAAGGGAAAGAGCGUUAAGAGCAGCUAAAAAUUGCGCCGAAAGUUAUCACAAAUUAUUGACCGUCUUGGACGUGGUCUUACAGCAACCAGGCGUCAUAGAACCAAGGAAACAGCUAGCGGAAACGUCAAAACGAGUUGCCAGUUCAAUAACUGAAAUAGUAACUGCUGCCGAAACCAUUCAAGGUCGGUAAAAAAUUUACAUAGCAUCAACUAAACAUGGUUUACCUAAACAAUCUGAACAUUAAGAUUUAAUCACUAAUGUCAGAGAAUAAUAAAAAUAAUAAUAACAUUAACAAAUAAAUAAUAAAAUAAUAAAACAAAAAACUUCAGGGCCAGAUGAUAGAAGAAUGGCUCUUUCAGGUUUCUCAUAAAAACUCUGUUGUAUUUGGAGAUGUUGUUUACUCUUAUUUUUGUACACUUUGAACGAAAAGAUGUCUCUGUUUUCUUUUACUUUUUAGCACGUCAUCGAUAUUUAGCAAUAGCAUUAAUGUGGUUUCUUUUUUAAUUGUUUUUAUUUAUGAAAUGUUUGACUAGGGCGAAUCAGAGACGCUAUGUUUCUAUUUAAUUCUUCACCGAACAGGUUCCGAUUGGGUAGAUCCAGAUGAUCCAAUUACUGUUGCAGAGAAUGAGUUACAGAAUGCUUCGAACGCCAUUGAGAUGGCAGCAAAAAAGCUUUGUCAAUUGAAACCUAGAGAACAGACGAAGGUAUGAACUGCUUUCUGCCCUUUUCCCAACCCCCGCCGGUCCCUUCCUUUCUGUUACUUUAUACUUACCUAUACCUUAUCUACAUACUGCGCGCCACCUAUCAUAUAUUUUUUUAUAACUUAAUUAUACAAUGCUUGCUUUAGUCUAACAAAGUCUUCUUAACGCCUCUUGAUAUGUUUGGUAUAUUUGGUGGUUUCUCUAUCACAUCACCAAGUAUCGAACAUGUCCUGUAGCGUUUCGAGCGAGCGACAAUUCGAUUCGUUUCCUCGUUAUCCUCCUUUUUUGAGACUCCCUUUUCCCACUUCCCCACUUACCCUCUCCUAUCCUCCAUUACUGGUAAUUUCUCCCUUUUUAGGUCGUCGACGAAUCGAUGACAUUUGACGAACAAAUUUUAUCGGCCGCUAGAAGCAUUAUAGAGGCAACAUCAGCACUGAUAAAGGCAGCGACCUUUGCUCAGAAGGAAUUAGUGGGUCAAGGGCGCAUGCAGGAUACAGGUGACGAGGUUGAAGAAACUGGACAGUGGUCACGAGGUCUUCAAUCAGCUGCAAAGAUGGUAGCCGAUGCUGCCCAUAGGCUAUGCGAGGCAGCUCAGGCCCUUGUCGCUGGUUCCGGCUCUGAAGCUCAUCUGACAUCAGCAGCCAGAGCUGUGGCUUCGUCAACUGCGCAGUUAUUAUUAGCAUGCCGUGUCAAAUCAGACUUACAUUCAACCGCCAUGAAACGUCUUCAAGAGGUUGGUAAUGCUGUGAAGAGAGCUACAGACAAUCUCGUACAAGCGGCUAGAUCACAAAAUUCCGAAUGGACCUGCGAAACCAGCAGCGUUCAUAUUUCCAGUAGUCGAGUUGACGGUAUGGCCCAAUUAAUAAUGGCCCAGCAAGACAUAAUAGUCAAAGAAAAAGAGUUGGAACAGGCUAGAAAGAAGCUUGAGCAUAUUCAUAAGCAACGCUAUGGUCGAGCCGAUUAUGAUAGUAGCGACGGUUCGAGUUUUUAAAAAAAGGAAUAUUAUUAAAUUGGUGCUGUUGAUUUUCCUGAAAGUGUAAUUAGAGCCUUUUAAUUAUAAACAAUAUAUGCUAAGACACAGUUUAUUUUUCGAAUAUUUUACUAUUUAUUCUUAACUGCUGGAUAGAUGUGCAUGCUCUUCUGUGUCGCGCUUAUUGCUGAAUGUGUUCUUAUGCAAUUUUACACAAUUGCUUUAGCAAUGUAUACUUUCGGAAAUAUACAAACUAUUAGUUUUUACUU